AUGAUAAAGAUUGAAGUUUCUGAAAUCAUGAAGAUAACAAAACGUGAGACAGUGUCAGAUGACAAUGACACCCAAGAAAUUCCAGCAGAACAAAAGGCAUGUGUUCAAGACACAUAUGGCUGUAUCAACUGGGAGCCGACAUUUUUGCCACUUUCUGAGGCAGCAGAGAGUCAGCAAAAAAAAGAAGAGAUGAAAAAGAUGUUUAAAGAGAUGAACUACAACACAGGAGACAUGAAAAACCUAAUGCAGACCACCUAUUACAUGCAGCGCAAAGACAUCAACAAGGAGGCUGGUAUGGCAACUCACACUCAAGAACUUACUAAUGUCGGUCUGAUGGAGUCCUUCCUCACUAAUGUGGACAAAAAGGGCCUUUUACACUUCCUCAAAAAUGCUGAUGCACAAAAAUGCAAAAAAGUCCUGGAUACUCUUAUCAAGUUUCAGACUGAAAGGGGCGAGCUUGAUGGAGGUUCUCAAGACAUUACACAGAUGGUACUUCUCUUGUUGGCUCACUUUGGAGAGCAAGAGGACAGUCUAUUCCAUACGGUUGAGGAGACUUGCCUGGCCCGAGAGGUUCAGAUGGAGAAGCUGCCAGCAACACCUUGCUUUAUAGAGUGUGCGUCUCUCCAAGGCUCCAGCUCCAGCGUUAUCCGGCACGCCUGCUUUUUCCUCUCUCGAGCUCCGACCACGGAAACCCACAGCCACGAGCAGUCUCACGAGACAGCUCACGGCUCACGCACCUCCACGGGUGACCUCUCACGAGCACCAUCCCCUGAGCACCGGAUCUCCAACCACCACCUCAGGACUCCCUCCACGGAACCUUCCUCACGGAAUCCUCCCCUGGCACCUCGGCACCGACGACCGCCUCCUCGCACCCCCACCACGACUGGGACCUCUCCACUGGACUCCUUCACCUGGUUUUCUCCACAAUCCCCACCUUUGUGA
Messenger RNA from Stegastes partitus (bicolor damselfish), 942 nucleotides. The record is from RefSeq and is a predicted model, not a curated record. Lineage: Eukaryota; Metazoa; Chordata; Actinopteri; Pomacentridae.